AUGGAUUCCAACAAAAAGCGGAAACAACGAGAGAAAGAGUUUUCAGAACAACGACAAAAUUAUUACAAGAAUCUUAGAAAGGAGCAAAAGAAGAAAAAAAAGAAGAGAAUGAAAAAUGAAAUGAAAAACAAGCUAAGAGCAGAGGUUGAGGUCGUUGAGCUGAAAUCAAGAACUACACGUGGUGCAGCAAAUGUGCUUCCUCCUACCACGAAAGAAGGGCCAAAGAGGAAAAGAAGGCUAGAGGAUUCCGAGAAGCAUUUGCCCCGGGGUAAAAGGAUUGUCUCGGCAUCUCUUCAACAAGAGAGAGAAAAGAAACAGAAAAAAAGAAAAAGACAAGUUUUCGUUCCGGCGGUCGGUCCAAAAGCAUCCAUCGACAGUCCGAAUUUAAAGGAGCUGGCGAGAGAAAAUGUGACCCGUAAAAGUGGUGCUCGGUCUAUCGGCAGUGGCACUUUUGGGAACUGCUACCUGGGAAAGUACCGCGGCAUUUCUGUUGUAAUUAGAGAAUACAAAGAUUUAAGCAAUUCUCGUAACAGCAGCCAUCAUGAUAGUUUGUCCCGUUUACAAAUGGAGGCAAAACACGAAGCACGUGUUCUGCGCAAACUUGGGGAUCAUCCAGGAAUCCGACUUCUGUUUGGGUUUCCCUGAAAGAAGUACCUGUCAGCAUCGUGUUAAAGUUUCAUGGGGACGGUGAAGAGAGUCUUACAGUUUUCAAAGCCGCAAAAAAUGAAAAAGUUUCCGAACAGAGAGAAUGGAAUCGGAUACUCUAUGAUACAGCGAACGCUUUGGAGCUCAUUCAUGGCUGUGGAUUUGCACACAACGAUUUGAAAGCCAAUAAUGUUGUUUUAGAGAAGCGUCAAGACAAAUGUCUCCACCCGGUAAUCAUUGACUUUGGCAAGAGUGUAGCGUUCAGCAAAGCCAAGAAUCCUGUCCCCAAACCAUCGUAUUUGAAAGAUCAAUACAAGACCAGUUUCAUUGCUCCUGAACUUAUUGAUGGCACGGGGAAACCUUCAAUAAACAGUGACGUGUACUCACUAGCUUUCAUGAUCAAAUCCGUUUAUGGAAUUUUAAAGUUCAAAGCAUUGAGAUUGUAA
Molecule: messenger RNA, 1091 nt
Organism: Porites lobata
Lineage: Eukaryota; Metazoa; Cnidaria; Anthozoa; Scleractinia; Poritidae
Source: the annotation of a GenBank genome assembly